Seriola aureovittata is the source of this 5513-nucleotide messenger RNA. It is a transcript of the gene phox2bb, whose product is annotated as paired like homeobox 2Bb. Gene Ontology annotation, biological process: regulation of transcription by RNA polymerase II. Gene Ontology annotation, molecular function: RNA polymerase II transcription regulatory region sequence-specific DNA binding; DNA-binding transcription factor activity, RNA polymerase II-specific. The transcript has 3 exons. The coding region runs from base 1651 to 2508 and encodes 285 amino acids. NCBI's taxonomy places the organism in Eukaryota, Metazoa, Chordata, Actinopteri, Carangiformes, Carangidae. The record is from RefSeq and is a predicted model, not a curated record.
CAAAACGGUUCACCUUAUUACACAAACCAAAUUAACCACUCAGCCAAUAUUGUGAGCCUAAGAGGUCCGAUGACUGCCGCGCCAGUUCGUUACUUUCAUUAGAAAGAUGUUAUUUGCCAAAUAAACGGAAUAAUGAAAGUAAUAAAGACAAUUACAAACUCAUUUGAAUCAUAAAAACACACCCGGAAGUUUAGCAGAGAUUAUGCUGCAGCAGAGCAGGGGAAGAAUUAGGAAAACGUUGUGUGUAUUUGGCAAAAAAAGGGGGCAACUAAUAUGAUCAGAAGGAAGCCGCUAAAUGUGUUUAUUACUGUGAGUAAAUUGCAAGAUUGAAUGUCCCGGGCUUUUAAAUCAUUGAGACAAUUUCACUUCAGUUUCAGCUGCCUCGUCAUAAUGAACCAGAAAUGAUAAUAUUCUGAUUUAAAACUCUGCUAAUUAAAAACAAAGAAGUAAUAACCGGUGCAGUUUAUGGGGGAAUAAAACAAAAAAGAAAUCAAAACAAACGCGGUGUUGGUUGGAUGUGGUUGGUGUGUAGACACUGGGGGAAAUACACCUGAACACCUGAACUUAUCUGCACAUUCAGUGUUAAAAUCUGAUUUUUCUAAAACAGGAAAGGGUGAAAAAUCAUCCAGUGAAGAGAAAUAAUUCACCUGAGUGUAUGUCUGUUUGUUUCGGGGGGUUUUCGCAAGUCUUCCCUGAGAGGAGGCAGAAAAACGCGGGUCACACUUGGUGUUUUUUUAUUUGUUUUGUAAACCAGUUCAACUUGAUUGUGGUGUAACUCUUGUUGCACAAUUUUCUUUGUGCAAAAACAGGAUUUUAAAUAUCUAAAAGACAAAAUAGGUCGUUAUCACUGGAUAGAAAAUGUUGGUGUUUUGCUGCCUCGGUGCGUGGAGGAGAGGAGAGUGGAAAGCAGAGUGAAAACAGUCGGAGCAGACGGGCAGAAAGAAGAGGCAGAGGGGGAAUACUAUGUGAAAUCCUGCCCAAGGUAUACGGUCGCUUAAAAGGCUUAAAAGCUUGGAGAAAAUUGGAUCAGGGAGAAUCGUCACCCAACUUUCAUUAUUUCCAAGUGGUGUGAUUGAAUUAAAGGGCAAGAUGGUGGUUGGAGAGGAGUGGGGUGGAUGGGUAGAGGGGUGGAGGGGAGGCGGCGGCGGCGGUGGAGGGGUGCGUAAUGGCGUGGUAUUAAAUUCUAAUUAGAGAUGCAGGGGAUCAAUGAUAGGGAGGUUGGACAGCCCGGGCCCCCAGUGCCAGCCCAAUAGACUGAUGAGUUAUUGUCAUGUAAAAAAGCGCUAGCAAUAAGACCAAACGCUUUGCUAUUGUCCAAGCGGAAAGAGCCAAGUUUAUUAUGAGGACUAUAUGCUCUAGAGACCUCGGGCUAGGCGGCUCUUAGGGGGCUUUUCAUAAAACAGGGCUAGGUUCCUAUAAAGGAGGCCAGUUUUGGAGCAGGCGCUGAGCAGUGAACAUCUACCCACCGUCCAGCCUCCUUCCAACCAGUUCAAACCAAACAAGUCAUCUUUCCCCCCCAUCUCAGACCGCGCGUCCUCCUCAUUUUUGGUUUUUUAUUAUUUUUUUCUUUCAAACCCAAUUUUUUGGGUGUUUUUUGUUUGACAUUUUUCCCUGGAAGUGCAGCUUUCUAUCUCCACCGAGCUUUCUCAAAUGUAUAAAAUGGAGUAUUCUUACCUAAAUUCCUCUGCCUACGAGUCAUGUAUGGCCGGGAUGGACACGUCGAGCUUGGCAUCGGCCUAUGCGGACUUCAGUUCGUGCAGUCAAGCCAGUGGGUUUCAGUACAAUCCCAUCAGGACCACUUUCGGGGCCACCUCCGGCUGUCCGUCCCUCACGCCGGGGUCCUGCAGCCUGGGGACCCUGCGGGACCACCAGAGCAGCCCGUACGCCGCAGUUCCUUACAAACUCUUCACGGAUCACGGCGGACUGAACGAGAAGAGGAAGCAGAGGCGCAUCCGGACCACGUUCACCAGCGCCCAGCUGAAGGAGCUGGAGCGGGUUUUCGCUGAGACUCACUACCCGGACAUCUACACCAGAGAGGAGCUAGCACUCAAAAUCGAUCUGACUGAAGCCAGAGUGCAGGUGUGGUUUCAAAACCGGCGUGCCAAGUUCCGCAAGCAGGAGCGGGCAGCUGCAGCGGCCGCAGCGGCUGCCAAGUCCAGUUCCGGAAAGAAGUCCGACUCCAGAGACGAAGACAGCAAAGACACCAAAUCCACCGACCCCGACAGCACAGGGGGGCCGGGCCCGAACCCGGUGCCCACCUCAAACUGCGGCGGACCGAGCCCCACCGGAGGCCAGGUCAACAACACCGGGAACGGACAGGUGGACCAAGUGAAGACCUCCGUGUCCACCGGCAUGGGGGUGACAGCACCGAGCCAAGGCUGGGCCACCGCUCCGGGGACCAUCACCUCUAUCCCGGACUCACUGGGCGGGCCGUUCGCCAGCGUACUGUCGUCUUUGCAAAGACAGAACGGAGCCAAAGCUACAUUAGUAAAGACCAGCAUGUUCUAAUGAAGCUGUGCAGCGGGGGGAGAGACACGGAGCAGAGGGAAAGAGAAGAGUUUCCUCCCUCCCCGGAGACUGAAAAGCAAUUGCUCAAGACAGACUCACGGACAAUAAUAAGCAGUUAAAAAGAAGAUGACAACUCUGUUAUUUUAUUUUUAUGCCUUGCGCCGUUUCUCGUUGACUCCUUUGCUGUAAAAAUAUCCACCUUGACAAGUCAUAUUGUCUUAUAAUAACAUUUUUGUUUUUACAAGCGCAAGUUUCCAGUCUUAUUUAGGACGAAAUAUCCUGAAAUAAAGCAGAAUAAGAUAUUUUACUGUACUAAUAUCAACAAAAUGAAACAUCUGUUGAGGUUAUUCAUGGAUACACACAUGCAAGAUUACGCAUCUCAUCCCAAAUCCAAAUGUCCUUCGUGUUUUAAGAAAAAGAAAAAGAAAAAACUCAACAUGUUUAAGACUGAAUACUGGUGAAGUGACUUGUUCAGAUGAAUAUUUUUUGGCCAAGUUUAAGAGCGAACACAGACGUCUGCGCACUGGAAAACGCGUAUCGUGCCAUCAGCGAGCAACGUGUCAGAGUUCAACAGCUGCUUUGUUUGGUCAGAGAGACGUUCAGACUGAGGAUGCUCUCUCACAAACCCACGCCCUCGAAAACAACAACAACAACAACAACAACAACAACAAACAAUAACAACAACAAUCCAACAAGACGCUGACACCAUUUUGCUUUUCUGUUCUCCGUAAAGACACGACGUGCUGUGCGGAAACAGCCUCUUACAGCUGCGGGUUUGUUUCGUUUCCAGGGCUGCUGAGAGUUUAGUUUCUUUAAAUUAUCGAUAUAAACACAAAUAUUUCCUCGAGAGAGAAAAAAAAAGGCACAAACUACUGCAAUGUUCACCUCUGACAGGAAAUCUGUAUGUUUUGUGUGUCUUUCUACGGCAGUGUUUUUGUGGCUCAAAUUGUAUAGUGUUAAUACGUACUAUUGUCUCCUAUAGUUGAACCAUAGGCCAUACUCCCUCGUAGAUCGAUCAUACAAGUCUUUUUGAUGUUUUACAAAAAUUUCCCUUGGAAGAAUUUAUUUUGGGUAAAAAAAGGGAAUGGAUGCAAACAUUGUAUUUAUUUCUAUAUAAUUUGCAUGUUGUCUCUUUGUCUGAUUUUCCAAUGAUUUCCCUCCCAUUUUGUGAGCAUUAUGUAACAUGUUUUGUCCGGGAUCUGAAAGUUAUUUAUAUGUAGGUAAUGAAUGCUUAUAUUUAAGAAGGAAAUAUUUCUACAUGUGCACAUAGUUUUCCAGGUGUACCAUUGAAAUGGUUGUUGAUGAUAAAAAAAAAAAAAAAAAAAAAAAAAAAAAAAAUAGUCCAAGUUGUUUUUGUCAUGUUUUCUUUGGACAAACUGUGGAUAAAACUACAAGCUUAUUGGUUAUAAUAUAAAAACAGGUUUGCAUUUUCUAUCCUUAUACCAUUUCUGUAUUUUCUUGCUCAUAAAUUCAAAGGUUGUUCGGUCAUGGUCGUUUGAAAAGGGCCGAGGGUUCAGCACCACGGACAGCACCGCGCCGCCUCAUCCAGACUUCAAGAUUUAUUUUUAACAAACAAAAGGGGGGAAAUAUUUGCCUUUAGAUGCACAAAAUUAUAUGCACGAAUUAUUCCAGUACAUGCAUAUGUGAGUGUCAGUCUCCUAAAGUAAAAUACAGUGUGAAAAAGUUCAUUGACACCGAGAGAAAUCACUUAAUUUGAAAGAAGAAAAACAUUAAAAAACCGAGAAAAAUGGAAACCAAGUUGAGCUGAAAGGAAACGGCAGAACUUGACAGCAGUAAUCAUACAUAUUAAAACUUAAAAAAUUAUUUUAAAAGCUCAGUGAUGGAUUUAUAACAUUUUUUUUUAGAUAUAAAUAUUGAACUAGAUGUUAUGAAAAUGUGCACCGCGUCACGUUGUGACACACUGGAGAAUCAACUUCAAGGAAAAGACUCACAUGUCACAGUCACAUCAACAUUCAUGAGACUGAUGUUCCUCUGAGGUCACAGUUAGUGACCCAGUCUGAAAUCCAGUAAUUAAUUGUGUUGCUUGAUCACAGAUAUCAGACUGAUCAAUUUGGAAUCAGGAGUUAAUUUAUUGUUGGGACUAAAUCUCUGACUUGUUGGUUAUUUUUAGUUACCCUGUUACCCAAGAAUGGGCCAUAAAUAAGUGACAAUAAUAAUACAGUGGUUAGUUGUGUCUGUCCAUAGGCCACAUUAAGUCAUAUUGGAAACACAUUGUGGCAGGUUUAUUUCUUUUCUUAUUGUUUAAUUUUGUAUUAUUGAUUUUCCAACGUCAUUGAUGGAUUAUAUUAAAGAGAAGAAAACCAGGCAGCAGCUGAAGGGGAAACAAACUUCAAACAAAGCACAGGUUUGUAAAAAAGACCUGACUGUUUCCUCGUUCACACACCUGCAGUGUGUUGAAGCCGGUGGCAAGAGUUCAGCUACAUAUUUUAAGUGUUUAUUUGCUGCCUUUCUUUGCUUUAUUUAAAUAUUUGUGGAAAUUCAUGUUUUUUUUUUUUAGCAUUGUUGCAAAAUUACAAGACAGACGCAGAUUUUUAAUUUAUAACAUUUUAUUUAUAAACAUACAGUAUGCUAUAAAUGCCAUUGCAUUUAAACAUCAAAUUAAUCUAUAUUUCGGAUAGUGUUCAGGUGAAUAUUACAAUAAAUACAGAACAGACGUAAAGGUUUUCAUUCCCCAACUAUCCUGUGAAAGAAGACCGUCUGGAUACAGAGCUCCGUCUCAAAGAUCCCGCUAUAAGAGACUCAGCCGAGAUUUAUUCAUUAACUAAAUGAGGAUAAAAAAUAAAAUACACAAUCGGAACAGAAGCUUAAAAAUACUGGAGAUCAGAGAGAUGAACCCGGAGGAGAAGCUUGGCUAUAGGACGCAGUUCAGGAGGAGGAAGAGGAAGAGGAAGAGGAGGAGGAGGCUGCUAGUUUGCUUUCAUACAGCAAAUCAUUUGGUUUUAGGCUUAAACGUGCAUUUUUUUGUUUUUUUUUUGUUUUUAAAA